Messenger RNA from Physeter macrocephalus (sperm whale), 3339 nucleotides. RefSeq names its product chromosome 21 CXorf38 homolog (gene C21HXorf38). Lineage: Eukaryota; Metazoa; Chordata; Mammalia; Artiodactyla; Physeteridae. The transcript has 11 exons. The record is from RefSeq and is a predicted model, not a curated record. Bases 41 to 1003 code for a protein of 320 amino acids.
CUCCGCCCCUCGCCCCGUGGCCCCGCGGCUGGAUCCCGGCAUGGUUCUCUCUGAGCUGGCUGCGCGCCUCAACUGCGCCGAGUACAAGAACUGGGUGAAGGCGGGCCACUGCCUGCUACUGCUACGCGGCUGCUUGCAGGGCUUCGUCGGCCGCGAGGUGCUCGCUUUCCACCGCAGCCUGCUCGCCGCCGCCCCCGGCCUGGGGCCCCUCGCCGCCUGCCGCAGCGGCUCGCGGUGCAGCCCGCGCGCCCGCCAGUUUCAGCCUCAGUGUCAGGUGUGCGCAGAGUGGAAACGGGAGAUUUUGAAACAUCACACCAGCAGAAAUGGAGACGUCCACUGGGGAAACUGCCGGCCGGUCCGCUGGCCGGUCGACGCCUGGGAGGUGGCCAAGGCCUUCAUGCCCCGAGGACUGGCAGACAAAGCAGGACCCGAGGAAUGUGACGCAGUUGCUCUUCUAAGUCUCAUCAACUCCUGUGAUCACUUUGAGGUUGAUCGAAAGAAAGUCACAGAGGUGAUUAAGUGUCGUAACGAGAUCAUGCACUCUUCGGAGAUGAAAGUAUCUUCUGUGUGGCUUCGAGAUUUUCAGAUAAAGAUCCAAAAUUUUCUGAAUGAAUUUAAGAAUAUCCCAGAGAUUGUGGCGGUAUACUCCCGAAUAGAACAGCUGUUGACAUCUGACUGGGCUGUUUACAUCCCUGAGCAAGAUCAGCCAGAUGGGUGUGACCAUGAAACAGGAGUUUACCUGAGUGAGCACCAAGUAAACGAGAUAGAAAUGGAAUUACUAAAGGAAAAACUUCAAGAGCUAUAUCUUCAAGCAAAAGGACAAGAGGUGUUGCCUGAAGAGAUCUUAAAUCAACUGGAAGUGGUGAAAGAAUUUCUGAGAAACAACGAGGAUCUUAGAAAUGGUCUUACAGAAGAUAUGCAGAAGCUAGACAGCCUCCAUCAACAGCCUCAAAAACUGGAUUCGAAGGAACCUAGGGCACAGACACCUGAAGGGAAGGCCUGAAGUUGACCUUCAACAAAAAUCAGGCAUGUUCUGUGAAAGUCAGCCGGGCUUCCAUCUCAGCCGUCCUUUUCUGUGCAAAAGGGAAAACUUACCCAAGUACUCCACUCAAACAAAAAGGAAUUUGUGUCAUCUUUUCCUGGACUUUCCUUUAACUCUUUGGGAGUUUUUUUUUUUUUUUUUUUUUUUACAUUCCUAAGCUUGGUGUUAUGUGAUCUGUACCAGCCAAAAAAUAUUGGAUACUCUUGUGCCAAACUUGCUGUCAUCCGGGCUUUUUUGUUUGUUUUUUGGGUUUUGUUUUUGGUUUUGUUUUGCUGUUUAAAAGGUGAGAUUCUUUUCUGGUCCUAAAACUCUAACUGCUUAAACAGUAAAGGCUGUGUUCGGCCAGGCCUGUGUGAAGGGCCACGCAGAGUUCUCUGCCCACUGGCACGCAAGUUCUGUGCCCACACCCUUGCCUGAAAGUCUCAUUCAUGAGGAUGCCCAAGGGUGGGCUGUGAUGUACAUGUUGAGAUAUAAAUCCUUUUUGCCAGCAGGCAAGGAAAAAAUGUGCCUGAAAGGCCAUUUUCUAGCCAUUUCCAGUUAGUACAGAACUGUUAUUACCUGUUUCUGGUAGCUUGAGGCAGUAGGACAAAGAGGUGAGCUGGAGAACACAGUAACUUGACUGACCAAAGCAGGGGGAGGGCCCAGGCCAGCCUCACAAGCAGGGAUGUCCGGGAAAGUUUUGAGGUUGCUGGCUUGUUUAUGGCACUCUUAAGAAAAGUCAGCCUUGGUGGCAGUCACAGCUCUUCCGGUUCAGUUAUAACCUGAGUGCUCCGAGCACAAGGCCUGGCCCUUGCGUGCUCAAUGAAUAUUCGUUAACUGAAGGGUCAACUGAUAGCUUAGAGGUAUUCAUAGAUGCAAAUGUUAGUUACUGUUAACUAAGCCUUGUCCUUUGUUAUGAGAUUGAGGAAUGAAAUUUUAAUAUUCUUAUGGAAGUUCAAAGACAUCAUUUUCUUUCAGCAAAUUCACAAAUUCAUUCAUACUUCCUUAUUCCUUUUACCCAAAAAGUCAUACACUUUUGACUUUGUCCUGUUUGUUUCCUAAACUGCAAAACCCCUGUCCCAUUGUAUGCAGUGGUCUGUGGGAUCAGCUUUACCCUCACCUUCCCUACCUCUGCUCAUUUCCAAAGCCAGCAGUACUAAACUGGGCCUUGUUGCCCCUGGACCUUGAGGGACAGAAUUGCCACAUUCCCCACUGCCUGGAGGAAGUGCUUCCGUUUCGAGCCCAGGUGAAGCCCUGCUCCUUUGCUUACUCAGCUGCCAAACAAGGAUGUGAUUUUUAGAGAAUGGGGCUGGGGAGAUGUAUUUUUACCCUGAAAUGCAUUUAAUGUAGUUCUGUAAAACCUGGAUGAAUGCAAAUAUGCCUGUGACUUCCUGCUUUCAUCUUUCCUGCUACUGUUUGGUCUUUAAUCUUACAUUUUCUUUCUCCCUUCAUUUCAUGGAGUUCCUUUAGAAGACUUCAAUAGUAAAGUAACAAUUUUCUUUCAUCUUGCAACUUCCCGCAAACUAAGAAACUCCAUGAAAUAUUUCCUAGUUUCUACAUGUAAGAUAACAAAACUUGGGAUCAAAUUAAAUCUUGAUUCACUAACCAAUUUAAGAUCUGAUUUCUCACCUUAGGAACUUUGGAUUAUGAACACUUUCAUUUCAUACCUCUUGUAUCUAUUUAGCUUUUCCUUAUCUACCCAAGAAACGUUUUAUCAAGUAUCAACCACGUGCCAGGCACUGAAGUUGAUGCAAAUGGAGGAUAUGUAAGGUAUGGACAAUGCUACGUAGUACUCCAUUGUGUGGGUGUAUCACCGUUUAUUUAGCCAAUAGCCUUGAUUUGGAUGGUUUCUACUAUUUUGAAACCACUGCAUAGUCACUCUGUCAUGAAAAGGCUGGAAAGAAACUUACCUGAAGCCAAGGUUGGAAGGCCUGAUGCCACUGCAUGUUUUGGAAAUUGUUGAUCACCCAUUAAAAACUGACCAUUCGGAUCACCAAACUUUCAGAAGAGGUUAAGAAACAGCAUAGUCUGUCGAUCAGAUGGAAGUCCAAAUCUAAAUGCUCUGUAGUCGGAAAAUUUUUCGGUGUGUCUAGCCUGCCGUGCUGUCUUAAGUCCUUCCACUCCUGUUUAGGAUGAGACAAUCUCAAACCAGUCACAUCUAGAUUAUCUUGAACACAUUACUUUUGAGCAUCUCACUCUAAGUCCCACACAGCGACUGGCAAAACCGAGGAAAGUGCGGGCUGCAAAAUGGACCCAAAGGAGAGUGUCCGUACCAUAAACAACUGGGAAUCCGCCUGCUCUGAGAGAUGAAGCCAGCU